Phodopus roborovskii (desert hamster) is the source of this 3843-nucleotide messenger RNA. It is a transcript of the gene Fmo5, whose product is annotated as flavin containing dimethylaniline monoxygenase 5. Bases 117 to 1724 code for a protein of 535 amino acids. The transcript has 8 exons. Gene Ontology annotation, molecular function: NADP binding; flavin adenine dinucleotide binding; N,N-dimethylaniline monooxygenase activity. NCBI's taxonomy places the organism in Eukaryota, Metazoa, Chordata, Mammalia, Rodentia, Cricetidae. The record is from RefSeq and is a predicted model, not a curated record.
CUCAGACACACCUCUUGUUAUAUUUAUUCGCGUGCCAUUGCCUGAUGUGUGUUCACUCUCUCUUGUCAUUCUUUCUGUAGGACAAGUGACGCUGAGCCAGCUGGUGAAGAAGCACCAUGACCAAGAAAAGGAUCGCUGUAAUUGGGUCAGGAGCAAGUGGUCUCUCUUGCAUCAAGACUUGUCUGGAAGAAGGCUUGGAACCUGUCUGCUUUGAAAGGUCUGAUGACAUCGGAGGACUGUGGAGGUUCCAGGAAAACCCUGAAGAAGGACGGGCCAGUAUUUACAAAUCCGUAAUCAUCAACACUUCUAAGGAAAUGAUGUGCUUCAGUGACUACCUCAUCCCAGACCAUUUCCCCAACUUCAUGCACAACUCCCAGGUCCUGGAGUACUUCAGGAUGUAUGCUAAAGAGUUCAACCUUCUGAAAUACAUCAAAUUCAAGACCACAGUGUGCAGCGUGAAGAAGCAACCUGAUUUCUCUACUUCAGGACAAUGGGAGGUGGUCACUGAGUGUGGAGGGAAAAAGCAGGUGGAUGUCUUUGAUGGAGUCCUGGUUUGCACAGGCCAUCACACAGAUGCUCACCUACCCCUGGAUAGCUUUCCUGGAAUUGAAAAGUUCAAAGGGAAGUACUUUCACAGUCGCGACUAUAAGAACCCAGUAGAAUUCACUGGGAAAAGAGUCAUUGUGAUUGGCAUUGGGAAUUCUGGAGGGGACUUGGCCGUAGAGAUCAGCCACACAGCCAAGCAGGUAUUCCUCAGUACCAGGAGAGGAGCUUGGAUCUUGAACCGUGUAGGGAAAAAUGGAUAUCCUUCUGAUGUGCUUUUCUCGUCUCGAUUUGUCUACUAUUUAUCAAAGAUCCUUAGUUCGUCAUUUAAAAAUGGAUUUAUGGAAAAACAGAUGAACCAAAGGUUUGAUCAUGAAAUGUUUGGCCUGAAGCCUAAACACAGAGCUCUGAGUCAGCAUCCAACAGUAAAUGAUGAGCUGCCAAAUCGCAUCAUCUCUGGCUUGGUGAAGGUGAAAGGAAAUGUGAAGGAAUUCACGGAGACAGCUGCUAUAUUUGAGGAUGGCUCCAGGGAGGAUGACAUUGAUGUAGUCAUCUUUGCCACAGGCUAUAGCUUUGCCUUUCCUUUUCUUGAAGAUUCUGUCAAAGUGGUCAAAAACAAGGUGUCCUUGUAUAAAAAGGUCUUUCCACCUAACCUUGAAAAGCCAACUCUUGCUAUCAUCGGAUUAAUUCAACCUUUGGGAGCCAUUAUGCCCAUUUCAGAGCUCCAAGGACGCUGGGCCAUUCAAGUGUUCAAAGGACUAAAGAAAUUGCCCUCACAAAGUGAAAUGAUGGAAGAAAUAAAUAAGACACGAGAGGAAAUGGCGAAAAGGUAUGUGGAUAGCCAGCGUCACACCAUCCAGGGAGACUAUGUAGACACCAUGGAAGAGAUUGCAGAUUUGAUGGGUGUCAGGCCCAAUCUCCUGUCUCUGGCCUUCACUGACCCCAAGCUGGCAUUACGCUUACUACUGGGACCCUGUACUCCAGUCCAGUAUCGCCUACAGGGCCCUGGAAAGUGGGCCGGAGCUCGACAAGCUAUUCUCACCACAGAAGAUCGCAUAAGAAAGCCUCUGAUGACAAGAGUGGUUGAAAAGGGUGAUUCUGGGGCUUCACUAGUGACAAUACGUGCCAUCAUGCUAGCCAUUGCUUUCUUUGCUGUAAUCCUGGCUUAUUUUCAGAUGUGACCGUGUCAGUCCUCUGGCUUUCCCUGGAAAGCCUCUUCUAGCAACAUCUUCAGAACCUGACAAGACUGGAAACUCAGCUUCAUACUGCUCAGAAGUCGGUCUCGCUGCCUCUUGUCUUUGCCUCUCGUCCUCUGUCUUCGUCUCUCUGUAUCUGCCUCUCAAUCUUUCUUGUUUUUCCUUCUGCGAUACUGGGUUUUCAUUUAUCAGUUCAUCUCCCUUCCUCUCUUGAGCUUCCACUUUUUCCUGUUGGAAAUUCCCAGACGAUGGAGUCAGGCUCUUUUGUCAUCUCCAUACAUCAUUGGCAGGGCUCUGUUGCACUUCUGAUCUCGCACACCUAGACUUCAGUGUGUAAUAAUACAUCUUGAAGAGACCGCUCACGUUACCAAGCACAUAGUGGCUACAACUUGACCUUGUGAGCAGAGCCAGCAUGUCUAUCUCAGGAAUUCCAGCAGCAAGAAUUAACCAUUUAGUGCUGAGGGAUAGAAGUCCAAAGUCAAGGGUGCAGGCAUUGAAGAACUCCUGGCUUCAUUAUUAAUAAAGUGAGGGCAUUGAAUGGCAAAACAGAAACCAUGUCCUUAACUAAGUUCUGAUGUGUGGUACAUGCUUAAUAAGAGCCAAUGAUAUAUGUGAAAUAAGCUGGCAUCCCUGAGUGAGUCUAAUAAAUAACCAACUCCAUGGAACUCUUCUUCUGAUACAAUUAACUACCUAUUAGAAGGUUGAUUUUUGUUGUUAAUAGUAGAACCAAAUAGGCCCAUCUUUAAUGUGGGAAAGAGGUUGCUUUCAUUACCAAGUGCCCUUACUCACCUAGCCAUCUUUCUAUAUCAUGCUUCUACUUUCCUUAAAAAAGGAAACUACUAGACUGAGCACAGUGGCACAUACCUGGAAUUCCAGAACUUGGGAGUUCACUGAAAGUUCAAGACCAGCCUAGUAGUCUACAUAGUGAGUUUCAGGCCAAGCAGGUUUGCCUAUCAAGAACAUGCUUCAAAUGACAACAACAGCAAAAUACAAAACAAGAAAAGAAAUUGCUAUUUGGUUUUAAAAGUCAUUGAGAUAACUUGCCAUCUUCCAAUAGGUUUGCUGAAGAAUUUGGGGGUUUUGCUUAGCUGUCCUGGCUUGAUCUGUGAGUGCCUGUAUUAGGAUCCAGUAAGACUUAAGCUAAGGAGAUAAGUGACGGCCAGCUGCUGAGGUGGGGUCUGCCCAUGUGAUUACUUUUCCCCUCUCUACCCUCUCCUUCCUUCAGAGUCUACACAGUAAGAAUCAAUGAGGUCAUUUAUGUCUCAUUAGAAUUCAUUUCUGCCGAUAUUAAUAUUGACUGGGAGCAUUCUGACUAUAUCAGUUCUUCCUGUAUGAUACAGUGUAGUUCAGAAAAACAGGAAAUGACCUGUGUAGCAAGCUUUCUUAACCGGCUAUCUUUGGACCAUCAGCCCACAGUGACCCAGGCUCUUAAUAUUAAUUAUGGAAGCUUGCCCUUACCUUAGGCUUUUUCCCAACUAGCUCUUAUAACUUAAUUAACUCGUAGUUUUUAAAAUCUAUAUUCUGCCACGUGGCUCAGUUAUCUCUUCUUACUAUGGCACAUCUGUCUUGCUCUGAGUCAUUGGUGAAAUUGCGCACCUAGAUUCCUCCUCCUAGUUUCUCAUUCUCUGCCUAGAAGUCCUACCUAUACCUCCUGCCUAGCUAUUGGCCAUUCUUCACUUUUUGAAAAAAAAUUACAGCAAGCACAGCAAUAUGCCUUCACUGAACUCCCUGGGGACAGGUAUUGGACAUGCAAGCAGGGUGUCUUCAGAAAUUACUGCUGUGUAGUAUAUCUCUAAAUGGACUGUUGCCAAUCAUUGAAAGAGGAGAUAAGUUUGAUCAGCUCAAAGAGAAACAUUAGAAUAAACACAUAUACAUAAGCAGAUAUGUGAGAAUUUCAAACUCUUUCCUAUUCAUACAUGUAUUUGGACAGUCUCAUAACAUUUCACCCCGUGUACCUUCUGUGAACUUAAGCACUGUGUUCUGGUAUGGUUCCUGGGGUCUUUGUCCUUUCCCAAUAAUGUUUCUCAUAAUUGAAGUGGAUCUGGGAUUUUUUUAAUCUGAAGAUUGCUUUUCUUCAAGAAUAAAUUGAAGCUCUGCAUCUGAA